AUGUGGAUUCUACCGCUAGUUGGAUAUUUGGGUGUGGUUGUCGGGUUUGCAUUUCUCACCUUGGCCAUUGCCUCGGGACUCUACUACCUAUCCGAACUCGUCGAGGAACAUACAGUCCUUGCUCGCCGCCUGUUGAGCCGUCUGAUCUACGGCAUCGUCACAGUUCAGGUUAUGCUUAUGAUAUUCGACCGUUUCCCUGUGCCACUAUCGCUGCUGAGCAUUGUUUCGCAUUUGGUCUACGCCAGCAACCUGCGCCGAUUUCCCGUCGUCAAAUUAUCCGAUCCUCUCUUCAUCCUCUCCUGCGUUCUAGUCGGUCUCAACCAUUGGCUAUGGUUCCGACACUUCUCUAAGCCUCUGCCUCCGUCGGAUAACUGGCGAAACCCGUAUGGGGUCGAUUAUGAGAAUAUGCCGUCUUUCAGCGAAGUGGCUUCAUACUUUGGUCUUUGCGUUUGGCUAGUUCCGUUCGCUCUGUUUGUCAGUCUGAGCGCGGGAGAGAAUGUCUUGCCUACCAUGGGCUCUGAGCAUGUUACUGGCGAACGUGAUAGCUUGGGUCCCUCUGAUGGCAAGUCUAAAAACAAGGGGAUGGCUAAAGCUUUGGUGGAUGGUGUGCGAGAUUGGACAAGUGAAACUGGCGAACUUAUGGGUCUCUGGAGAGGAGAAAGGACAAGACGAUUCUGA
Penicillium bovifimosum is the source of this 678-nucleotide messenger RNA. RefSeq lists its product as uncharacterized. The record is from RefSeq and is a predicted model, not a curated record. The transcript is spliced from 2 exons. Gene Ontology annotation, cellular component: Golgi membrane; endoplasmic reticulum membrane; COPII-coated ER to Golgi transport vesicle. The coding region runs from base 1 to 678 and encodes 225 amino acids. Lineage: Eukaryota; Fungi; Ascomycota; Eurotiomycetes; Eurotiales; Aspergillaceae. Gene Ontology annotation, molecular function: COPII receptor activity. Gene Ontology annotation, biological process: endoplasmic reticulum to Golgi vesicle-mediated transport.